AUGCCGGGCUCGUCUGCUAUGAUUGCUCAUGGCCGGAUGGUGCGGGGAGUCCAAUGGCAACUGAGGCGUUCGUUGCACGCUGGACGCAGCACUCGCCUCACUUCAGCACACCCCUGGGCAUUCGUGAAGCGUGAGGCGCUGUUGGGAGCUAGCCACCAUCGGGUCCUGUUUGCUGGGAGGAGCUGUCGCAGCAUUCACAUCCCGACCGUGCUCCUCCCGCCCGUGGUCUUUACCGGCCUGCUGGUGGGGUUGUGGAUCUGGAAGUGCGUCAUGAUGGUGGUCUUCCAGAACAAGAUCAUCUACAUGCCCGGACUACCGCCAAGCUCCCGCCGGGAGCAGAUCGCGGACUGGGCCAGCAUGUGUGGAGGCGUCCAGUGGACCGAGGAGAGGACGGCGGCUGCGGACGGGACCGAGCUUGCCCUCGCCGUGACUACCGUUCCUCUACCGAAAGAUAGAUGUCCGGGCGCGGCAGCACCGGAGGUUGCCGCUGCGCAUGUCUAUGUUCUCUACUUUCAGGGGAACGCCUCAUCGAUACCGCCACGGCUGCCCGACUUGUCUUGGGUUCUUCGGGCUGUGAGUGACAGCAAGGCCCCCGUGCUAGCGCCGAUGCAGUUGACGUUUGUCUGUCUGAGCUACAGAGGUUACUGGACCUCACGUGGCCGCCCCUCAGAACCCGGUCUUCGGCUCGACGCCGAGGCGGGUGUGCGGUGGAUUACCGAGCGCCACGAACGAGUUUUCGGGAGUGUCGGGGCCACCGACCCCAUUUUGCUUGUCUGGGGGCAGAGCAUCGGAGCAGGGGUUGCAACGAACCUCGCUGCCACUGGCCGGGUUCCUUCGAGCAUGCCGAUCCGAGGCCUCCUCCUCGAAACUCCCUUUGUGUCAAUCAGGGCUAUGCUGGAGACCCUGUAUCCCCAGAAAUGGCUGCCGUACAAGUACCUCUGGCCGUUUCUCCGGAACCAUCUGGAUAGCUGGGGGAACCUGGGGCUGAUCGCCCAAGCCUCAAAGGAGAGCGGGGCCGCAGCGCCCAUGGUGUAUAUCCUCGAGGCGGACAGGGACGAGCUUGUCCCGAAGGAACAGAGCGACCGUCUUUAUCAGAGGUGCGUGGAUCUCGGCCUGACCGUUGAGAAGGGAACUGUGCCAGUGGCAUACCACCAGCAGGCGAUUGCCCGAGGGGAUGGGAAAAAAUUGGCCGCCCAGGCCGUCCUGAAAUUGGCCCAAAAUGCGCGAGACAGCGGUUGA
Messenger RNA from Chaetomium fimeti, 1239 nucleotides. RefSeq lists its product as uncharacterized. The record is from RefSeq and is a predicted model, not a curated record. Gene Ontology annotation, molecular function: palmitoyl-(protein) hydrolase activity. The transcript is spliced from 3 exons. NCBI's taxonomy places the organism in Eukaryota, Fungi, Ascomycota, Sordariomycetes, Sordariales, Chaetomiaceae. The coding region runs from base 1 to 1239 and encodes 412 amino acids. Gene Ontology annotation, cellular component: membrane.